Anopheles marshallii is the source of this 1360-nucleotide messenger RNA. RefSeq names its product serine/threonine-protein kinase NLK (gene nmo). Gene Ontology annotation, cellular component: cytoplasm; nucleus. Gene Ontology annotation, biological process: intracellular signal transduction; protein phosphorylation. NCBI's taxonomy places the organism in Eukaryota, Metazoa, Arthropoda, Insecta, Diptera, Culicidae. Gene Ontology annotation, molecular function: MAP kinase activity; ATP binding. The transcript has 9 exons. The record is from RefSeq and is a predicted model, not a curated record. The coding region runs from base 1 to 1329 and encodes 442 amino acids.
AUGGCGGCUGUCGGUGGCCCUGCCAGGCAAUCACGGGGGGUCUCCAUGAGUGUCUCGAUGUCGCUAGUGCAAGGAGGAGCUGCCGGUGCGCCGCAGGGCGCCAUUCUGGCCGCGGCCGCACCCUACUUCCAGCCACCGGCCGUCCCCCAGGAUGUUCAGCCGGAUCGACCGAUCGGUUACGGAGCGUUCGGUGUCGUAUGGGCUGUCACCGAUCCGCGUGAUGGACGCAGGGUCGCACUCAAGAAGCUGCCCAACGUUUUCCAGUCGCUCGUGUCCUCGAAGCGCGUUUUCCGGGAGCUGAAGAUGCUGUGCUUCUUCAAGCACGAAAAUGUACUCUCUGCAUUGGACAUCCUGCAACCACCACAUUUGGAUUUCUUCCAGGAAAUCUACGUGAUUACGGAACUGCUCCAGUCGGAUCUGCACAAAAUCAUCGUUUCACCCCAGCACCUUUCCGCUGACCACAUCAAAGUGUUCCUGUACCAAAUCCUGCGCGGCCUGAAGUAUCUCCAUUCGGCUCGCAUCCUCCACCGGGACAUCAAACCCGGCAACCUGCUGGUGAACAGUAACUGCGUACUGAAGAUUUGUGAUUUUGGGCUGGCUCGCGUGGAAGAACCGGAUCAAUCGAAGCACAUGACCCAGGAAGUCGUCACCCAGUACUACCGUGCGCCGGAGAUUUUAAUGGGCGCCCGUCAUUAUUCGGCCGCCGUUGACGUCUGGUCCGUGGGUUGCAUUUUCGGCGAACUGCUCGGUCGGCGUAUUCUCUUCCAGGCCCAAAGUCCUGUACAGCAGCUUGAACUGAUCACCGAACUGCUCGGUACGCCAUCGCUGGAGGAUAUGCGGCAUGCCUGCGAGGGCGCCAGAAGCCACAUGCUGCGGAGGGCACCGAAGCCCCGGUCACUGACCGCACUCUACACGUUGAGUACCCAUGCCACACAUGAAGCCGUACAUCUGCUCUGCCAAAUGCUCGUCUUCGAUCCGGACAAAAGAAUAUCCGUAAUCGAUGCGCUAGCCCAUCCCUACGUCGACGAGGGUCGACUUCGUUACCAUUCCUGCAUGUGUAAGUGCUGUUACACCACAUCCGCUGGCAUGCGUCAAUAUACUGGAGAAUUUGAGCCAUCAGCAACACAACCAUUCGAUGACCUAUGGGAACGCAAGCUAACCUCAGUGCAGCAAGUGAAAGAGGAAAUGCACAAAUUCAUUGCCGAGCAGCUACAAACGGGCCGCGUGCCACUCUGUAUAAAUCCCCAAAGCGCUGCAUUCAAAUCCUUCGCUAGCUCAACCGUAGCCCAUCCAUCAGAACUGCCACCAUCGCCGCACCAAUGGGAAUGACAUAAUGAAGCAAUGGCCGCAUAAAAUGGAA